This is a messenger RNA of Trichomycterus rosablanca, 1403 nucleotides long. It is a transcript of the gene ciao2b, whose product is annotated as cytosolic iron-sulfur assembly component 2B. The coding region runs from base 184 to 663 and encodes 159 amino acids. Gene Ontology annotation, cellular component: cytosolic [4Fe-4S] assembly targeting complex. The transcript is spliced from 5 exons. NCBI's taxonomy places the organism in Eukaryota, Metazoa, Chordata, Actinopteri, Siluriformes, Trichomycteridae. The record is from RefSeq and is a predicted model, not a curated record. Gene Ontology annotation, biological process: iron-sulfur cluster assembly.
UUCCUACCUCCAUGUUUACUUCACAUGUUGGAGAUUGCACAUUUAGUUUUGCAUUAUUUGUAUUUAGAUGUUUUGAAUAUUAGUGCAUAAUUUAUGCUGUUUAUCUAUUUAUUACUAUAGUUUUGUAUUAGAGGAACAUUAAGUGAACUGGUUAAGCUUUAACCACUGAAUUACUGAAUCAGAAUGUCUGGAGGAACUCGGCUGGAAAAUGCAAAUCCUUUAAUAUUUGAGAGAUCAGGAGAAAGAGAGCUCACUGCCAGCGACCAGGAUGAACAAGUUACUGAUCCUAUUGAUGACAGAGAAAUCUUCGAUCAUAUCAGAUGUAUUAAUGAUCCUGAGCACCCGCUGUCCCUCGAGGAGUUAAAUGUUUUAGAGCUAAUGCGAGUACAGGUGAAUGAUGAAGAAAGCACAGUCUCUGUGGAGUUCACACCGACCAUCCCGCACUGCAGCAUGGCUACUCUUAUAGGCCUGUCAAUCAAAGUUAAGCUGCUGCGUUCACUGCCCAGCAGGUUUAAGAUUGACGUCCAUAUCACCCCAGGAACACAUGCUUCAGAGGAUGCAGUCAAUAAGCAGCUGGCGGAUAAGGAGCGAGUGGCCGCAGCUUUGGAGAAUUCUCACCUGCUGGAGGUUGUGAACCAGUGCCUUUCCACAAGGGCUGUGUGAUCCGAUCGUUCGUCGUUAUGAGUCUUUGCUGAGAACAUGCUUCUGUCGACUUGUACGCUUGCUACACUGGACGCUCCGCUUCAUCUGAAGAAAGUGCACGCAGAAUAGCUUGUUAAGCUGUAAUAUUGUGGGUACAGGCUUAAAGACGAUUUGAAGUCUGAGGGAAGUUGGGGGGGAAUGCCUUGUGAAUGUCAAGUCAUAUAUGCAGUAAAAUUAAAUACUUUUUGCAGGAAAAUAAUUGUUCAUUUGCUGUAGCUGUAGCUUAAACCCCUGUAGAGAUGAAAUUAAGUGUGCUGCUGUGUCAUUUGCUUUGCAGCUCAGUGUUAAACUUUUAAUAAUUGGAAAUUAUGUAAGAAGUAAAUACGUUUAUUGAAAACAUCUUAUUAAUAGCUGAGUCAUAUAGUAGGCAUAUUUACUUUUGAAGAUUUAAUGAGUUCACUGAAGUUGAUGAUUGAGUUUUGCUUGUUUAAUAAAUAAAAUAUCUCCUGCAUUAAACACAAAGGUUUUUGAAAGUCUGUGAUUUAGCCUCACUUGCUUUUGACCAGUUUGUAUUUAGUCUGAACAUUGACUGUGACAUUAUCAGAAGCAAUUCAAAUCAUUAAAUCGUGUAUAUUAAAAUAUUUGUAACAAUUGAUAUGACAGUUCUGUAUGUUACACUUCCACUUAUAACGCCUGUGCCACCUUUUUAUUGUUCAGUGUUAAUAUUUCCAGUUAUUGCAUUCAGAACAUUUCUGUUUAUU